AUGGAGCUGCAGGGAUCCCAUGCCCCAUCCGCUUCUCCGCCUCCCGUGCCGCCAAUGCCGCUUGCGAUCGACCACGCCACGCGGGCGGCGGCCACGUCGUUCCUCCGCGACGAGUUCCCCCAGGUGCUGGCGACGGCAGCGCAGUUGGCGGCAGUGGAGGACCCCGAGACAGAGCCCUACCGGUCCAAGUAUGCGGCCGCUGCUGCACUGGAAGCAUCGCGAGGCAAGGCGGAGAUGCUGCUGCGUCUCUUCCACCCGGCUGCCUCACACCACUCCACUGCUGCCGAGUCUGCACAUGCUGCACGCGAGGACGCGGCGAUGGCGGGCGAGAUAGCGGACGCGUUGGCAGUUCUGGAGUACAAGAGUGGUGCCAUCGCGGCUGACGUGGACGAGGUCACGCGCGCCAAGGGCCUGCUCAUGCACGCCCAUGCCCGCCUGCAGCUCAACGAGCCCAAACACCUUCGCCCCCUCAUUGACGUGUGCAACCUGCUGGGGCUGCUAGCGAGCAACGAUGACGACCACAAGGCGUCCCUCUCAUUCCUUGUCAGAGCACAUAAAUACUAUCAUCACUACCUCAACAUGCAGUCGCAGGCUGCAGGGGAGGCAGCAGCAGCAGACGCAAUGGAGGAGGGGGGCGGGAGUGAGCCAAGGGGGGAGGAGGAGGCGAGGGAGGUGGAGUCCCUGCACACCAUCACCACGUUCUACCUCGCUCAGACGCUGGCGGCCAUGGGCAAGAAGCAGCGCGCCGCAGCCUUCUGUGCGGCCACGCUCACGCGGCAGCUGCGGCUGCGGCAGCAGUUCCGCGCGUGGGACUGGGCGCAGAACUGCGCGCAGCUAGCGGGGUACUACCUGGGCCGCGACCACUUCAGCACGGCCCUGCACUGCCUCGCCGCUGCUGCCACCGUGCUCGCUCGCCACACGGCGGGGCAGCCCGUGCUGCCAGGGGGGAAUGGGGGGGACGUGGGGGGCGGAGGGGGGGAGGCAGGCGGGGGCGAGGAGGAGCAGGUGCGGGAGGUGGCGGCGAACAUCAACAUUGGCAUCGGGAAAGUGCACCUGCGAGUGCUGCAGCGGUCAGUGGAGCUGGACGCAGCCCAGCCUGACGCCUCCCCUGCUGCCCACGCCACCGCCACUCCCACGCCCACCCCCUCCGCUCCCACUGCCACCAGCAGUGCUAGUGCAGCCACGGGCAGCGAUGCCCCUGCUGGCGCUGCCCCCUCGGGCGCAGGUGCUGCAACGGGGGGCAUGGACGUGGACGGAGGGGGCCGGGAGGGGCAGCAGGAGGGCGAUGUGGACAUGGGGGAGGGAGCGGAGGAGCGUGAGGGGGAGGGCGGUGAGCGGUGGGCGGGCGAGGGCGACGUGGACAUUGCCCUGGGACCCGACUUCUCCCUGCUGGGACUGGACCCCAAAGCUGACACAUGCCCACGCAUGCUCGCCAAUGGGGAAGGAGCAGGGGGGGAGAAGGGGGAGGGGCGCGGGGUGGAGGGCGAGGGGGAUGUGGUGCGGGAGUAUUCGCAUGCGGUGAUCCACUUCAACAAGGCCAUGACUGCCUUCAAGGCCGCCCUCGAGGUGUACACGAGUACAGACCGCUUCUCAGAUCAUUUCGACAUCGCCAUGGACAUCAGCACGCUGCACCGGUACCUGGCGUACUAUGAGCCCAGUGCACACAGGGCAGCGCUCAUCCACCAGCGACGUGCCACGCGCCUGCUGCCCCUCGCGCCUGCCAUCAACCCCUCCGUCUACCCCACACAGGCCGCUCAGUGUGUGCACGAGGUGGCGUCCAUUGCACUCAACGCCAUGGAGCUGGAGGCGGAUGCAGCACGGCCCCCUCCCAAGAUCAUAGAGCCGGGCAAGCAGGCGAUCCAGUACUUUGAGCGCUUCAUCGCUCUCAUGCAAUCGUCCACCCCCCAGGGGUGCGACGACGUGCGCUUUGUGUACGCGCACUUCCACAUCGCGCGCACGCACUACCGCAUCUGCACUCUGCUGCCGCCCCAAGACGGCAAGGAUCAUCUGCAGCACAGCCUCAACUACUUCAGCAAGUUCUUGGAGCAUGCAGCGCGAGUGGGGUUACAAGAGCAGCUGCAGGCGGAGGUGGGGGUGGCCAAGGAGAUGGUGCAGCUGCUGCCCACCAAGCUCGCUGCUGACCUCUCACGCCUCUCCAUCUCCUGA
Molecule: messenger RNA, 2166 nt
Organism: Closterium sp. NIES-65
Lineage: Eukaryota; Viridiplantae; Streptophyta; Zygnematophyceae; Desmidiales; Closteriaceae
Source: the annotation of a GenBank genome assembly